Messenger RNA from Phialemonium atrogriseum, 4623 nucleotides. RefSeq names its product PXA domain-containing protein. Gene Ontology annotation, biological process: tRNA modification. The transcript is spliced from 7 exons. The record is from RefSeq and is a predicted model, not a curated record. Lineage: Eukaryota; Fungi; Ascomycota; Sordariomycetes; Cephalothecales; Cephalothecaceae. Bases 1 to 4623 code for a protein of 1540 amino acids. Gene Ontology annotation, molecular function: tRNA (guanine(46)-N7)-methyltransferase activity; phosphatidylinositol binding. Gene Ontology annotation, cellular component: intracellular membrane-bounded organelle.
AUGGGUAAUCCAACUGGCAAGCGGCAGAAGCGGGAGGAAUACCGUGCUGCUCAGCAGCAUGAUGCAUCCGCUGGGUUGCCCAGGAAGAAGUUCUACCGCCAAAGAGCACACGCAAACCCGUUCUCGGAUCACCGAUUGACAUACCCCACAAAGCCUGAUCAAAUGGAUUGGUCGUCGUUGUUCCCAGGCUUCGUUGCAGAGAGCCAGCCCUCAGGAGAACGAGGAGGCCCAGCCCAAGAGGAGCAGACCCCGAGCCUGGAAACCCCCGAGCCUAAAAGGCUGAGCAAAGAUGUCGAAGUAUUGGACAUCGGAUGUGGCUUUGGAGGCCUGCUAGUUGCUCUGGCGCCAGUUAUGCCUGAUACCCUCCUCUUAGGACUCGAGAUCCGGGUGCAAGUCACCGAGUUUGUGCAGGACAAGAUCAGGGCCCUGAGGUCCCAGAGCGGCGACGAGAGGUCCUACCAGAACAUCGCCUGCCUGCGAGCGAACAGCAUGAAGUUCCUGCCCAACUUCAUCAGGAAAGCGCAGCUGUCCAAGAUCUUCAUCUGCUUCCCCGACCCGCACUUCAAGGCGCGGAAGCACAAGCAGAGGAUCGUGUCCACGACGCUGAACUCGGAAUACGCCUUCGUCCUCAGGCCCGGCGGCGUCGUGUACACCAUCACCGACGUCCGCGACCUGCACGAGUGGAUGGUCCAGCACUUCGAGGCCCACCCAUCCUUUGUCAGGGUCUCCGAGGAGGAGCAGGAGGCUGAUCCGUGCGUGGACAUCAUGAGGACCGAGACUGAGGAAGGCAAGAAGGUGGAGAGGUACAAGGGGCAGAAGUUAGAUUUUGUGAUACCCGAACUUAUUACAUGGCUACCUAGCUCUAAACCCAGUGUCUCGAGAGCUUCACAGGGGCGCAUGCAGUUCUCUCGUACAGUGUGUGAUACAACUAUGGCCCUUCGAGGGAGAGACAUAGCCCUUUCUGGCGUCGCGACCUUUAUCGCCUGGGGCUACGCGGUCAAUUGGUUUCCAGCCAUCAGAUGGGCUCUCUAUGCGUUCGCAGCGGGAGUCCUGGUUGCCCUGUUCGGCUUGCUCGCCCUAAUCCUCCUGACCUCUAGGGGCGCCGCUUACAGCCAGAUGCGACGAUCGCCUCGGCCGCGUGGUGCCGCGUUUCUCGAGCCGCGAGCUUGGAGGAAGGAGGUGGUUGCUCUUCGGACCCGACAAGAGUACAAGAAGGCGCCGCUCUAUGCCGCCUCGCCGAAGGUGUCUGAAGCUCUGGACGAGGUCCUUGCCUACAUCACCCGCGAUUUCGUCCAGUCCUGGUACUCGAACAUCAGCAAGAACCCGGUGUUCGCGAACGAAGUGGACAAGGCGAUACGACAUGCCCUGUCAAACGUCCGAGACAGGCUCUUCGAGCUCGACCUGGCCGAGAUCAUGACGACCCGUCUAGUGCCCAUCUUGACAGCCCACUUUCGCGACUUCUACGAUGCCGAACGGUCGGUCCGGGGUCGGAAGCUGAAUCGCUCGGUAACCGAAUCCGAGGAGCUGGAUCUCGCGAUAGCCUCGAAAUACAAGGAUGGGAAGCUGCACCCAGCUGCAAGCCUAUCUUUCUCCGACGUCAAGAUGGUUCAGCAAGAUUAUCUACGGCAGGCCAUGUCCAAGAUACUCCCCAAGGUUCUGCCGGAGACCUUGCUGGCCUCGAGAGCGGUUGCGGCCAUCAUCCGCGAGAUAGUCGCUUGCGCGAUCAUGUUCCCCGUGAUGCAGAUGCUGUCGGACCCUGAUACCUGGAACCAGCUGAUGGAAAACUACGGACGGAGCAUGCUGCAGGAUCGGUCGACCGUCCGCAAGCUUCGCGCCGCCUUGGACCAGCACGCCUCGCCGGCCCCGAAGACGCCAAAAGCCGUGGCUUUCCCGCGACUGUCUCCGACCGAUAGCGAGAGGAAAUUCGAGAAAUUCAUCAGGGCCAUCCGCAAAGUGAACAAUCUCUCCGAUGCCAGGCGCUUCAGGAGCGAGGUUGCCAGCCAGCUGAAGAGGGACUCUCAGCAGGAAAACGUAGAUCAGGUGUACCUACGGCGCUUGGAUAUGGGCAAGAAGCUGCUGGACCAGAGGGUGCAACAUCUUGCAGCUGGGGGUGACCGGCGAGCAAUCCCGCGAAACGUGACGGCUCAGCAGCCUGUUGUCUCUCGGUUGGAAAAUGCACCUCUCGUUGACCUCUUACGUGACACCUCUGGGCUCUCGUAUUUCAUGGAAUACAUGGACAGGCAGCGUCUUUUGCCGUUGGUGCAGUUCUGGCUCGUUGUCGACGGCUUCCGCAACCCACUUGAGGACGAUGGACCGGAGGGCGAACAACUGCCUCUCCAGCUGCCGCCUUGGACCGACUCGGACCGACUCGAUCUUGCUCAGAUUGAUGCCGCGUAUCUUUCCCGUCCAGAGCUCAAAGUCCCCGACUCGUCAAAACGGACAGUGCAAGAAUUUCUCAAGGCUGGGAAGCAGGCAACCCCUGAGCAGUAUUACUGGGCCCGCCGUGCGAUCCUUCGAGCGCAGAGUGCUGUGCUGGAGGAGAUGCGCGUCAAGCACUUCCAAAGCUUCAAGAAGUCGGACUUGUUCUACAAGGCUUUGGCCUCAGAGGAGGCAGCGAACUCCUUCGUUCCGCCCAUUGCUCCCACCAAUGUUGGCGAACCAUCUAUUCCACAGCCCCUGAAUCGAGGCCCACCAUCGUACCAUUCCAAACCUACCCCUGUGGCCCGGUUAGCCACGAGAUUACAACCAGAUAGUCACGCUCGUCGGGCCGCGUCAGCCUCCGAUCUAAAAUCUGUGGGUGUCAAUGGCACCAACGGUUCAGACUCGUCUGCUGCUGGGUCACGCCAAUCUCUGGACGAAGAUGCGCCCGCGCCGCUGUUCGAUGAUGAUGAUUUUGGAGAUGAUGGCCUGGCGGACUCCGUACAGAGCCUUGACCAAGAUAUUGGCCAGCCAGUUCCCGACACGCAAGUUGUCCAAGCCGUAGAGCAGGCCUUGACCAACAUCAUGGAGGACAGCCGCCCUCCGACAGCCGAAGACCUCCGAGACUCGCUCUUCGGACCAGAUGACAAUAGCUCCCUCACCUUUUCGCAUACCGAACCUAGCUCAAAAAGGAACUCAAUCGACGAGCCGCGGUCCAAUCGUGGCUCCCUGGAUCCCGAGAAGCCCAGCCUGGCAUCCUUGGGCCUCGUUAGCGCAGCAUCUAGGAUUGGCGUCUUCGUCGAUGACGACCUCUUUGGUGACGAAAACAAAGCUUUGGCAGAUGAGCUAGACGACGACCAAGAAGGUAUCCAGGACGAUGACGUGGACGAGGUUCACGAAGCAGCCCCUGGGGACCUUGGUCUAGCCGAGGCGAUUACCGUAUUGACAAACGAUAUAGACCGCUUAGUUGCCCAGGACGCCAUAGUUGAUUCACUGCUUCGGAAGGCAGAGCUGACGAACAACACCGCCGAGCUGAGGAUUCUGCGGAAGUCUAAGGCUAGUUUGCGGAGAGAACUUCGACGGAAGGAGCUGCAGAGACAACAGUACGUCAUACAGGAGAGCGACAACAGCCUCUACGGUCGGUCGACCAUCAAGAUCAAGUCGAUACAGGUUGGGCGCGACGAGGAUGGCAAAGAAUUUGCACUUUACCUUGUGGAAGUAUCGAGAAACGCGGGCGAGAAGAUGCCUGCAGCGACGUGGAUGGUCACCCGGCGAUACAGCGAGUUCCUUGAGCUCCACCAAAAGCUGCGCACGAGGUAUCCUUCCGUGCGCAACCUCGACUUCCCUCGUCGGCGCAUGGUCAUGAAACUGCAGAGCGAGUUCCUCCGCAAGCGUCGGCUUGCGUUGGAAAAGUACCUGAGCGAGCUACUGCUCCUUCCCGACGUCUGCCGCAGCCGAGACCUUCGGGCGUUCCUCUCGCAGAGCUCCAUCAACCCCCAGGGCCGGGAUCUAAUGGAUCGGGACGAUAAGAAGGACAUGAUCACUCGCCUUUACGACUCUGUGGCAGACGGCAUGGAGGACAUCCUCGGCAGCAUCCCGGUCCUUGACCAGCUCUCCGUUGCUGGGCAGAACCUAAUCGCAGCGGCGACGAGUCAGCUCAGCACCAUGCCGCUCAAUGUGGGUGAAGAUGGGGCCAUAACCGCGGCCGAGGCCGAGGCCGAGCUUAAUGCUUUUGAGAACAAGGAGCUCGAGCCCUUUAUCAAGCCCAUAUGCGACAUCUUCCUAGAAGUGUUCGAGCUUAACCGUGGGAACAACUGGCUGCGCGGUCGAGCCGUCGUGGUUGUGCUGCACCAGCUACUCGGCGGGACCAUUGAGAAGAAGCUCAGGGACAACGUCAGGCUCCUCGUCCAGGAGGAGGCCGUGCUCAAGUACAUCGGCCUCCUGCGAGAUGGCAUGUGGCCCGGCGGGCAGCUUCCCAAGAACAAGGUGCCUCGCACUGCCGCCCAGAAGACCCGGACGCGAACGGAGGCAAGCCUGAUGCUUGCCACCCUAAUACCUGACCUUGCUGGCAGCGUCGUGGGCCGACUGAACGCCCAGGCGGCAAGUCGGAGAGUCUUUGCGACAUUGAACAAUCCCCGGCUCAACGCCCACCUCGCCUUUACAUUCCUAGACGAAAUCCUAGACGUGUUAUUUAAUGAAGGCUGA